GACAGUUCGUCAGCAGCGAAGAGAAUUGAAGAUGGCGGGCACUGGUCUGGUUGACGUAAAAUUUCCUGUCGGGUCUUUGGUACCAAAAGCUGAGACAAACUGUUUGAAUUUUUUGCAAAAAUAUCCGGAAUAUGAUGGCCGAGACGUGACGAUUGCGAUUUUUGAUUCUGGCGUGGAUCCUCGUGUAGCUGGGUUGCAGACAUUAGCGGAUGGGAGCGUGAAAGUGAUUGAGCGCUUCGACUGUUCAGGAUGCGGCGAUACAGAUAUGAGCAAGAAAGCAGUGGCUGAUGACAAGGGCUCGUUAGUUGGUGUUUCGGGAAGAACGCUCAAGCUCACCUCAUUUAUGAGAUCCAAGAAUAAGGACGGCAAUGAAUAUCGCAUUGGCUCAAAAAGUCUUCACGAUUUAUAUCCGUCUAAAAUACGAGAGAAGGUAGCGAAUGAUGAGAAAUGCAAGUUUUGGGACCCACAUCACAAAACUGCCACUGCAGAAGCUCUACGUCAGCUGCACAACUUCGAAUCGAACUUACCGGAUGCCCAGAAUAUGAAUCUUAAGGAAAAAUUAUGCAAGGAAGAUUUGGAGGGUUAUUUAGACCUUCUAAACAAUGUAGAAAAGAAAUAUUCAGAAUGCAAAAUCCCUUACGAUUGCGUCCUCUUCAGAAGUGAUGACUGCUGGUACGCUGUUAUUGACACAACCGAAAUGGGUGACCUAGAAAAUGCAGUAAUAAUUGGCGAAUACUCGAAAACGCACGAAGUCAAAAAUAUCGACAGUUAUUUAUCCGUGUCGGUCAAUGUACAUGAUGAAGGCAAUGUUCUGGAAAUAGUGGGCAUGUGUUCUAGUCAUGGAACCCAUGUUGCGUCAAUUGCUAGCGGUAAUCAUUCUGACAAGGAACUGGAUGGUGUGGCGCCAAAUGCGAGAAUCGUUUCGUUAACAAUUGGCGAUGGGCGUUUAGGAUCAAUGGAGACCGGAACGGCAUUGGUGCGAGCUAUCAUAAAAGUUAUGGAACUUUGCAAUUCUGGGACGAAGAUUGAUGUAAUCAAUAUGAGCUACGGAGAACAUGCAGCAUGGUCGAAUAGCGGUCGAAUAGGGGCUCUUAUGAAUGAAGUAGUGAAUAGAUAUGGUGUUGUAUGGGUCGCUUCAGCAGGCAACCAUGGCCCAGCUUUGUGUACUAUUGGAACUCCACCGGAUAUAAGUCAGCCAAGUUGUAUUGGUGUGGGCGCAUUUGUCUCUCCUCAAAUGAUGGAGGCCGAAUAUGCACUUCGAGAAAGAUUACCUGCCAACGUGUACACCUGGACAUCUAGGGAUCCCUGCAUUGACGGUGGACAAGGAGUGACAGUAUGUGCUCCCGGAGCCGCUAUAACAUCCGUUCCAGAAUAUACGAUGGCUCGUGCCCAAUUAAUGAAUGGCACAAGUAUGGCAGCACCACAUGUCGCUGGAGCAAUAGCAUUGUUGGUAUCCGGCUUGAAGCAAAGAAAAAUAAAAUAUUCGCCAUACAGUAUAAAGCGCGCUAUUUGGAAUACAGCGACACGAUUAGAAUAUGUAGAUCUAUUUGCUCAAGGCAACGGUCUGCUCAAUGUCGAAAAGGCGUUUGAGAAUCUUGUUCAAUAUGCCGAUCAUCCGGAAAAUUUAAUUAGAUUCUCCAUCCGAGUUGGAAAUCAGAAUGCUAAGGGGAUUCAUGUGAGGCAAGGAGUGCUCAAGAAACCAGUUGAAUACAAUGUCAACAUUGAACCGGUCUUCUUUAACGAGAAAGAAACAGCACCAAAGGAUAAAAUAAACUUCAAUGUUCGCUUGGCUCUAUCAUCAACAGAGUCAUGGGUUCAAUGCGGAAGCUUUUUAGAUUUAUGCUAUGUGAGUCGAAGCAUAUUAGUGCGAAUUGAUCCUGCAGGGUUAGCGCCAGGCGUACACAGAGCCAGCAUUAAGGCUUAUGAUACAGCUUGUAUUGAAAAAGGUGCAUUAUUCGAAAUUCCUGUGACUGUUGUUCAGCCAAUUGUUUUAACUGUUGAUAAUCAACAAAAACAUAUCCUGGAAAACACUGCUGAUUUCAAGCCAAAUACUAUUUUGCGAUCUUUUGUAUUAGUACCACCAACUGCAACUUGGGCAGUGUUGCGAAUGGUAUCAACUACUGAACGGGAUAAUAACUCAAGCAAAUUCUUUGUUCAUACAAUGCAAAUCUUACCCUAUCGAUUUUGUAAAUCCAUGGAAACUAUGAAAAUCCUUCCAGUGAAUAAUCAGAAUGAAACGGUGCAUGCGUUUAAAUGCGAAGAAAAUAACAUACUGGAACUCUGCAUUGCCAAAUAUUGGUCAAAUUUCGGAGACACACGAUUAAGGUUUACGUUAGAAUUCCAUGGUAUUACAGCGAGUAGAAAUAGCCAUAUAAUGCACAGCGCUUGUGGAAUUCACCGUAUAGACAUAACGGCACUCGGAACUGAGGAGGUUAGUCCCGGAGCACAACUUAAAACCGGAACAAUGGUCUUGAAGCCAAGCGAAACUAAAGUAUCGCCAUUGACUAGUCGAGAUGUUCUACCAGACGGACGACAGAUUUAUCAAAAUAUAUUAACAUAUAAUUUACAUUUGGCGAAAGCGCAAGAAGUUGCCAUACAUUGUCCAAUUUUGUCUUCUGUACUAUAUGAAUCAGAAUAUGAAUCGCAAUUUUGGAUGUUAUUUGAUUCAAACAAAAUGGUCGCGGCUUGCGGCGAUGCCUAUGCGUAUUCUCAAUACACCAAACUUGAAAAGGGCGAUUAUGUAAUAAGACUUCAGGUACGCCACGAGAAAAAAGAUAUCCUGGAGAAAAUAUCGGAAGCGACAAUGGCUGUAAUAUUUAAAUUGCAAUCACCAAUUACAUUGGACAUAUAUGAACACUAUAAUCAAGCCAUUGUUGGGGGGAAAAAGUCAUCAUCAUUCCAGCUUGGUGCUUCCGCGGCUAAAACACUUUACGUGUCGCCCUUGAGCAACGAAAAGCUUAAUAAAUCUUCGUUACCCGCACAGUGUUCUUGGUUAAGCGGUUCAAUCGCAUAUGUUAAAGAUGAAAUCGGUCGCAAAUGCGAUAAUAAUUGUUUCCAAUACAUUCUCACUGAGGGACCAGCAGUGAAAAAGAAUGGCUCUAGUCCGAAAAAGAAUUCGAAUAAUAAGUCUAAAUCGGAGGAGUAUAAAGAAGGGUUACGGGAUUACCAAUGUUCGAUGAUAUCAAAACUUGAUCUCGAAACUGGUGAACAGGUUUACAAAGAAGUGAUCGCCGCUUUUCCAAACCACUUUCCAGCAUAUUUAGCCUUCGUUCAGUUACUGGAGUCAACAGAUAAUACAGUAAACUUUCCGUUUACUUUCCAAAAGUCCAUUGCAGUUAAUACAAAGGAAAAAGAGAAAAUCGAAACACUUUCAACCAUUUCUAUAUUAAAUCGAAUCGUGGAAUUGUCAUCAGUUGUGAUAAAUGACACUGACAAAGAUGCGUUGUUAACCUACUAUGGAAUGAAAACUGACAUCAGACCGGAUGCCGCCAAAAUUAAAAUAAAUAUGGAUAAAAAUAAAAAUAGUCUUAUCGAAGCCUAUUGCAAAAAAGGAAUAGCAAUGUGUAAACUAGCCACAAUAGAUUCAGUUCAGAAUAAAGACGCUGCUUCAGAGCAAAUAGAUGAAAUAGACGCUAUUUAUUCGGAUAUCAUCAAAUUUAUCGAUCCAAUGGAUCUGAAGGUAAUUCAUUUUACAUUAUGGCAUGCGUACGUUCACUGUCACUACGGUCGGAUUGCGAAAUGUCUCCAGAAAUUAUAUGAAGAUAAAGCUAAUAAAGAUGUCCUGGAAGAGCUCCAAUCGUUAACUGCAGAGAAAAAAUGGGAUCAUAUUACUAAGCAGCUACGUCGAAAUUGUUUUUAUGCUAACCCAGGUUCUUAUCGACCAUUUUAAUAUUAAUGCUAGAUCAACUUGUGUUUAAUGUUCGAAAAAAUAAUUAAGCAAGUCACAACAGCUACAAGAAGGCAAUCCACAUUAUUUCCUACAUUUGAAAAGCUACAAUUUUUGCAUUUUAAACAGUUUUGUAUGUAGACGUUUUAUUCAAUUGGAAUCUCUCUGCGUGAAAAUUUCAAAGCAAAGUUAAAAAUUAUAUCUGACCUGGAAACCACAGAUUCAUAAGAUGCGCCAUAGGAAGAGCGUAAUAUCCAGUUUUCUUGUAAGAAAAUCAUAGUGAAAUAAAAUUUAUGAUAUAGAAAUUAUUGUA
Messenger RNA from Hermetia illucens (black soldier fly), 4199 nucleotides. It is a transcript of the gene TppII, whose product is annotated as tripeptidyl-peptidase 2. Lineage: Eukaryota; Metazoa; Arthropoda; Insecta; Diptera; Stratiomyidae. The record is from RefSeq and is a predicted model, not a curated record. Gene Ontology annotation, molecular function: serine-type endopeptidase activity; tripeptidyl-peptidase activity. The coding region runs from base 32 to 3889 and encodes 1285 amino acids. Gene Ontology annotation, biological process: proteolysis. Gene Ontology annotation, cellular component: cytosol. The transcript has 18 exons.